CCUCCUCGCGUUUCCAUCCACUCGCUCUUCUUCCCGCUCCAUUAAUUCCAGCCAUUGCCACCUCUACAUACGCCAUUGUUGUGAGCUCCUGUUGAUCGAUCGAUUCGUUUCGGUUUUGAUCUGCAAUCCGGACGGGUUCUAGCUUCUCCUUUCACCGCCGCCGGCUAGUCGGCGUUCGUGCUUCGGAGGCCGGAGACAUGUCGAAGAAAAUCGUGGUGAAGCUGAACGUGCAUGACAAGACGGAGAAGCAGAAGGCGAUGAAGGCCGUCUCGACGCUCAUCGGCAUCGACGAGCUGUCCAUGGACAUGGCGAGCCAGAAGAUGACGGUGAUCGGGAUGGUGGACCCGGUGAACGUGGUGAGCAAGCUGCGCAAGUCGUGGGCGGCGACCAUCGAGUCCGUCGGGCCGGCCAAGGAGCCGGAGAAGAAGGAGGAGAAGAAGGACGGCGGCGAGGCCAAGAAGGACGGCGAUGCCAAGAAGGAAGGCGAGGGAGACAAGAAGGACGGCGAGGCCAAGAAGGACGGCGACGGCAAGGACGCCGAGCCAAAGAAGGACGACGGCGACAAGAAGCCACCGACGGAGCAGCAGCUCUUCGCCGAUCUCAUGAACCAGUACCGGGCGGCGUACAGCCACAGCUACGGCCCCUACGUGCCCAACCACUACUUCGUGCAGAGCAUCGAGGAGAACCCCAACUCCUGCACCAUCUGCUGAAACUCCCAUGGCGCCAUGGCUCAAGGUAGUAGCCGACCAUGUCUACUGUAUACGUCUACGUGUACGCACGAGUUACGAGGCCAAUGAACUAUGCAUCAGCAUGCUGUAAUAUUGGUGAUACGAUGAUAUGCAUGCACCAUGUAUUUACAAAUGUAUCAGCAGCGAAGAAAUGUCAAUGAUCAAAUUUAUCAUUUUUGAGAAACUAUCAUGAGAUAUCACUGUUUUCUAUA
This is a messenger RNA of Oryza brachyantha (malo sina), 940 nucleotides long. RefSeq names its product heavy metal-associated isoprenylated plant protein 39. Bases 198 to 710 code for a protein of 170 amino acids. Gene Ontology annotation, molecular function: metal ion binding. The record is from RefSeq and is a predicted model, not a curated record. NCBI's taxonomy places the organism in Eukaryota, Viridiplantae, Streptophyta, Magnoliopsida, Poales, Poaceae. The transcript is spliced from 3 exons.